GAACUUUCAUCAGUCGUGAUAACACAAUUUUAUACACACCCUUUACUUACAUAAUAAUAAUACUUAAAUUUAAAAUGACGAUCGAAAAGUUUGUAAUAUUAUAGCACAUGAUGGUGAGAUCCAUUUAUCUGCUGCUUCUUAUUUUCAUAUCUCAAAUUAUUUACACAAAUUCCAACGAUGUCGAACGCAUAUUGAGCUGGACUAAUAAAAUUGGAGAAAAAUUAUGGACUUUGGGGCGAAUAUUGACCCAAAAUACCGAACUAAAAAUGGAUUACAGCAACGUCAAUAUAAGCGAAUUAAAUACCAAAGAGUUAAUCAAAGAUAUGGUUACUCAAGUACAAGAUAUGUUGAACUUGAAAAAAUUCGCAUUAAAACGAAUUGUAAGUACCGCCGAAAACUGCACCAGGAAUUUAUCAGAUACGAUAAGUCCGAGUGAGAAAGACGGAGUUUCAUUUAGAAAUGCACGAGAAAACGCAACUUUUUCGGAGAAGGAUAAAAAAGACAUGACGCAAAAUGAGAAUUUUUUCAAUCGAAAUGUCAGCACCAACUUCAGCAGUGUUCAUGUGCCGGAUGACGUAUACUUCAAAGGGAAUGAAACGAUUAUUGGAAUAAAAUGGUCGGAAACACUGGAAAGCAUAUUUCAAAAUAAUUAUCUCAUAGAUCCAACCUUAUCGUGGCAGUAUUUCGCCGGAGCGAGUGGAUUCAUGAGAAUAUUUCCAGCCGUUAGAUGGCCAACUGAUGACAACUCGGCUGAUCUAUAUGACUCCCGAAUGAGAGAAUGGUACAUAGAAGCGGCAACAGAUCCAAAAGAUGUAAUGAUCCUGAUCGAUAAUUCCGGGUCGAUGAUGGGAUUAAAAAGAGAAAUCGCCAGACACACGAUUAACACAAUUUUGGAAACAUUGAGCCCCAAUGACUUCGUGAACAUAAUUCAUUUCAACAAUGAUUCUAGACCGCUUGUACGCUGUUUCAAUGAUUCACUUGUGCAGGCAAAUGUACUCACAAUACGUAAACUAAAACUAGGAGUGGAAAAUAUGAUGAAUGCGACGAAUCUGGCAAACUUUACCAAAGCUUUACAAAAAGCAUUCACUGUAUUAGAAUCACAUCGUAGAGAUAAGUUGGCCUCAAUGUGUAAUCAAGCCAUCAUGUUGAUUACCGAUGGAGUACCAGACAGUUAUAUUGAAAUUUUCAAGAAAUUCAAUUGGAAAAAUUCCACAGAGUCGCCUUUCCCUGUCAGAGUAUUUACCUAUUUAAUUGGGAGAGAUGGGGCAGACUUUAGAGAAACUAAAUGGAUGGCUUGUGCGAAUAAAGGAUUUUAUGUGCAGCUGAAUACGAUUUCAGAGGUUAAAGAACAAGUCCUUAAUUAUAUCAAUGUUUUGGCUAGACCUUUAGUACUGACAAAACUGAGAAAGUUUGCCUGGACAUCUCUAUAUGCUCAUGAAAUUGAUUCAAAACUGACAGACAGAUAUUGGGCAGACGAACAAAAUAACUUGCAGAGAAAAUACACUAAAGAAUACAUGGCAAGUUGGAUGGAAUUUUUACUGCCGCAAAAUCAACUCAGACGUCUAAAACAGAGACGAAGAAUGGAACUGGAUCAAAAUAAAAAUUACGGAUACGAUAAGUACAACUUCAUGGUGACCAUUUCCCUUCCAGCUUAUGACGAAAGAACCACCAGGAAUAUAACCGAAAAUGUUUUAAUUAACGAAGCGUUUUGGAUUCAGAGAGUGUACGAGGUACACGAUGCUGCAUUAUUGGGAGUUGCAGGAACUGACAUUCCAAUAACAGAAUUCAAGAAAAUCAUGAAUCCUCACACAAUGGGUGUCAAUAAUUACGGAUUCAUUGUUAAUAACAACGGUUACAUUAUAGCACAUCCUGAUUUAAGGCCAAUGUUUAGAGAAACAUUGAAACCAGGCUACAGUACGGUCGAUAUGCUAGAAGUUGAGCUUCUAGAUUCCCCUCGAUCCGUAGACUCGAGAGACUUUGGAAUUCAAGUAUUAUUAUCGCCGCAUGAUGAAGAAAUAUAUUCGCUGAGUAAUCUAUCCCUACUUCGGGAUUACAUCAUCAAUCAAACCGAUUACACCAACUAUUACCCAGUGAAGUUUCACUACGAUAAUAUGAGAAGAGCAUCGACAGGUGUAAGAUAUUACAGCGUGAAAAAAAUCGAAGAAACUCCAUUCACGAUGGUGUUGGCAGUGAUGAAACCACCUUGUAAAGGUCAUACCACUUGCCCAGGGGUAAGAAUCUUGGCACCUAAAGAGAAGCCUUCGGACGCUGCCAUAGCAGAAAUAUUCUCUGAUAACAACUGGACUAUUCACCCAGAAUGGUUUUAUUGUAAAUACAAUUACAAAAACGAAUUCUACAAUCAAUGGGCAGAUGGAUUCUCAGACAAGAAAAGCGAGCUGAUUCAUUUCCUCAAGAAAAUGAAAGUCGAUGAGCUGAAUUUCUCCAAAAAUCGAUAUAAAAACUUCAUGGAACAAUCCAAACAAACAAAAAAAGGAAAACUAUCUGUUCUUUCUCAUUACUGCGAUGAAGAGCUUAUAUACAAUGUGAUUUACGAUGCUAAUAUAACGAAGAAAUAUUUUCCACGUCCAAAAAAAGCCGAGACCGCACCGACUGACUUAAAUAUUAGCUUAGCAAAUGUGUUCAUUUCAACCCACAGUGGUUUAACUAGAUGGCAAGAUUUCAACAAUACAAAUGGAGUUUAUCAUAAUUUCAGAUCUUUUGGAACCGUUUACAACCGUUCGAUUGAUGAAAUUUGGUAUAAAAGAGCCGUGGAGCAACAUUAUUUUGAGGACGAAAGUUUUGUGUUUUCAAUUCCUUUCAAAGAUGACGAAGAACAAACCGGACUAGUGACAGCCAGUCACGCAAUUUUCGUCAAAGACCGAAAACGACCAAAGUCUGAAGCCUACGAAGCUCCGGUGGCUGUAGUUGGCUACCAAUUCGAGCAAGCAGGAUUGGAAACGUUCAUCAGGAACAUCGUGCAGAAUGGGUAUGAAAACACAGACUACGAUUCGUCUGAAAGAAUAAACUACGUUGUACUGGAUAAUAACGGAUACAUCGUAGCAUCCAGUAAAGAUGGCGAAGCUGGGCAAUUCUUUGGAAACAUACAAUCACUAAUGAUGAAACAGUUGAAGGAAUGCAACGUGUACAAACAAAUUAUAAUUUACGAUUAUCAAGGAGUAUGCUUUCAGGAUUAUCACGAUUUACAUAAUAGUGCAAUUUCCAUACUAGUCAAUCCUUUCAAACAAGUGAAUAAAUUCAUAACGUGGACAAUUUACACUCUACUAUGGGGCGUUGUGAAAAUAAAUCUAGAACUGAUAUCAUCCGUUGUAUGGUUCUCAUUUCAAUGUACAGCUGAUACUCCUGUGAUAAGAGAUAGUCCAUACAUGAGCUUGGAUGAGGUUCCUGUAAUGGAAGAAAGGUUAGAUUCAGAAUUGCUCGAAACGUUUGAAACUUUCAACGUCACCGAAGAAAGCCCAGAUGGUCCAAAAUACGUUCAAGUCAGGCAUCUUGUAAAAAUAAACAGAACCAGACCAAAAACCUGUGAUAGAAAAACCGUACUGUACUCUUUGGAACCACUUUCCAAAUGGGAUAACAAGUCAUCUGGCUGCGCUGAAGUUAUAAGCUCCAUUAAACUAAUACCUCACACGAAUUUGAUAUUCGUACUGUUGAAAAAUGACUUUGUAGAGAAAAAAAUAGAUUACGAAUAUUUUACCACUAACCCGCUCAAGGUGAAGCCGAAAUACUACAAUUAUUCUUCGGUAUGUCAGAAAAUCACCGGCAUAUUGUCUCGUCGUAGACCAUCUUCUUGUUGCAAAGAUCAUAAAAACGAGAGCGAAAUCAAACUAUGUGGUUCAGGGAACAUGUUAAAAAUAGGCAUCGGUUACAUGGCGAUACUUUUACUAUCAAUUCUUCGAACAAUCCUGAGAUGAAAGUAAUCCUGAUGAAUUUAGGUAUGCGCCAUCUUCCAUUAAAUACCAAUCAAAAUGUUCACCAGAGGUAAUAAAACUAAAAGAACCAAGAAGAAGGAAAGUACAAACAAAAUCACAACGACCAAUUGGAGGAAAAACCAGAUGAUUUUAACUUAUUGUAUUUGUUUUAUUGUUCAAUUUUUUCAUUACCCAUUUUAAAUACCUAAUUAUUUUACUUAAUUAUUUUUUUUCCAGUUUUUAUUCGUUUGUUUCUUUUAUUAAUGGUUGCUUGGUAUUAAAGCUAGAAAGUAUCUACAUCAACAUGCAUACAAGCUAAGAGUAUAUGUUCAAAAAACGAAUAUCUAGGACAGGAAUGUUCUUUUAUACUUUUUAUACUAGGAGGGUUUUUAAAAUUUGAAUGACUUUUUGCUUAUGCAAGUUUUGAAUGCAAAAUGAUGAGCUUCUUCUUGUCCCCUGGGAAUGCACCUCUUUCACAUUAUUUAACAGAAUAUUCAAAUAUAUCAAGUACUUACAAAAUCUGACUGCUCUCAUAUCGUUCUUCGCAGUUGAUGGUGAAAACCACCGCCAUCGAUCUCCCAAAACGAUGAUUUCCUUCGCGCUAAAAUAUUUAUCAGUGUUCAUUCUGUGAUCAUUAUGUAAAAAAUGUAUAAUUACUAAUGAGACAAGUACACAUAUAGGUAUAAGAUCAAAUGAAAUGCUGAAAAACUAAACAAAUUUUCUACAGUCUGCACUGUCGUGUACUUACUUUUUAGCAAUUCCUGAAGUACGAGUAAAUAUUGACCAACUUUAUUCUCCGCAAAGAAAUUACAUAACGUUUGGCCUGAGAUCAAUAAUUUUAGCAUUAUGGACUCCUUUACCUAAACCAAAUAAUCAAGUAUUCCAAACACUGGAUUAACCAAUUUCUUCUGUCUGCCAUCUGUUUUUUUUUUUUUUAAUGUAAAUAGAUACCGACUGAAAUAUUAUUUAAAAAAUACUACUAUACCUAUGUAUUUCUCUUUUUUUAUAAAAACAAAAACAAUUCGAUGACUUGCUGCUGUUGUAUAUUGAAUUAAAUAAAUUUUUAUCUUUUACAAAACUUA
Messenger RNA from Planococcus citri (citrus mealybug), 5008 nucleotides. Its product is annotated as voltage-dependent calcium channel subunit alpha-2/delta-3-like. Gene Ontology annotation, molecular function: voltage-gated calcium channel activity. The record is from RefSeq and is a predicted model, not a curated record. The transcript is spliced from 29 exons. NCBI's taxonomy places the organism in Eukaryota, Metazoa, Arthropoda, Insecta, Hemiptera, Pseudococcidae. Gene Ontology annotation, cellular component: voltage-gated calcium channel complex. The coding region runs from base 108 to 3929 and encodes 1273 amino acids.